Molecule: messenger RNA, 1725 nt
Organism: Strongylocentrotus purpuratus (purple sea urchin)
Lineage: Eukaryota; Metazoa; Echinodermata; Echinoidea; Camarodonta; Strongylocentrotidae
Product: deleted in malignant brain tumors 1 protein-like
Exons: 6
Coding region: 1-1725 (574 amino acids)
Cellular component (GO): membrane
Source: RefSeq, a predicted model, not a curated record
AUGCUGGGGUUUGAUGGAGCCUUGGACGCACCAGGAUCUGCAAGGUUUGGUCAAGGCUCUGGUCGUAUUCUUCUGAACUAUGUCAACUGUGAAGGAACAGAAGACAACCUAGCUGACUGUGCUAAUCCAGGGUUUAGAAAUUACAAUUACUGUGGUCAUGGUCUUGAUGUCGGCGUCAUUUGUUAUUCAGGAGCUCAUCCGAAUCCAUUCCAAGUUCGUCUUGUCAGUGGGUCUAACGAUGCUGAAGGCAGAGUAGAAGUACUGAACGAUGGAUCCUGGGGAACUAUCUGUGAUACUUGGUGGGAUCUGAGAGACGCGAGGGUGGUUUGUAGAAUGCUGGGGUUUGAUGGAGCCUUGGACGCACCGAGAUUUGCUAGGUUCGGUCAGGGCUCUGGUCGUAUUCUCCUGAACUAUGUCAAAUGUGAUGGAACAGAAGACAACCUAGCUGACUGUGCUCACCCAGGGAUUGGAGAUUACAAUUACUGUGCUUAUGGUCGCAAUGCCGGCGUCAUUUGUUAUUCAGGAGCUCAUCCGAAUCCAUUUCAAGUCCGUCUUGUCGGCGGGUCUAACGAUGCUGAGGGCAGAGUAGAGGUCAUGCAUGGUGGAUCCUGGGCAACUAUCUGUAGUGAGCAGUGGGAUCUGAGAGACGCCAGGGUGGUUUGUAGAAUGCUGGGAUUUGAUGGAGCCUUAGCCGCAUCUGGAUCUGCUAGGUUUGGUAAGGGCUCUGGUGCUAUUCUCCUGACCUAUGUCAAUUGUGGCGGAACAGAAGACAACCUAGCUGACUGUGCUCACCCAGGGAUUGGAGAUUACAAUUACUGUGCUUAUGGUGGCAAUGCCGGCGUAAUUUGUUAUUCAGGAGCUCAUCCAAACUCUGAGGGAGUUCGGCUCGUGGGUGGAUUCAACAGUUCUGAAGGCAGAGUGGAGAUCAGGUACAGCGGCACCUGGGGAACAGUUUGCGACGAUGGCUGGGAUUUGCUAGAUGCAAAGGUCGUUUGCAGAAUGCUGGGAUUUGGUGACACCUUAGCUGCACCAGGUUCAGCACAGUUUGGCGAGGGGUCCGGUGAAAUCUUUCUGUCUCUUGUCGGGUGCGAUGAGCCACCAGUGGGUUUAACCCUUAUACACGAGAACGAAGGGACAGCAAUCAACUCCAGCUUUCUCAAGGUCAGAGUUGAUGUUAAUACAACGAUAAGAUGCCUAGCCAAUGAUACAUCAGUGUACCUCCAGUGGUAUCCCAAUUGUUCUGAUCUUUCUUCCCAUGGAUGCCAUGAGAGUGAGCCACACAACGGUGGCCGUGCAUUGUCAUUUACCCCAAGAGCGAGUCAAAAUGGAACCAUUCUAACAUGUCGAAUAGAGAACACGUAUGAAGCACGAGGAAAUAUUAAUACCUCGAUUACAUUACAAGUAGAAGUAUGUGUUCAACAUCUUGCAAUCGUCAGAAACGACUCCUUGGGAUCUACCGUCGGUGGUUACAGUGCAUUGAGCUGUCGAACCAAUACCAGUAACUUCAAUCUGGCAUCGUCAUCACUCUUCUUCACCACAUCUUACCUGGACGGGAAAGGAAAUGAAAAUACGAAUGCUUCUUGGGAAAAUGCCGGAGCGUUACAUCUGGCUAGCUACAAGCCUGAUUUAAACGUAAGCUCUCUGUCUUGCUGUGUAUCAAAGACCUCUCUAUGCCCAGGGUUUUGCUCAGAAGAAUACUUCAACGUACUCAAUGGUAAGGAAUAA